UGUGUUUGUUUACAUCCAGACGACAGUAGACGCGUGAGCUCGGAAUUCGUUGUAGUGUAAUUUAUUUGGUAAAAAUGAGGACUUUAUCAGAUGACGAAACUGCUCUGGUGUUCACUAAGCUGUCAAAAUACAUUGGUUCCAACAUCAAAUCCCUACUUGAUCGGUCAGAUGGCCUCUACUGUUUCCGUUUACACAAAGGUCGUGUGUAUUAUGUCAAAGAGGACGUCAUGAAGGUUGCUGCCCUCUUGCCUCGAGAAAAUCUUGUUUCCAUGGGGGUGUGCUUUGGCAAGAUAACCAAAGGAAAAAAAUUUCUUCUGAACAUUACAGCUUUGGAAUUCCUUAGUCCAUACUGCCAGCACAAAGUUUGGGUGAAAGAAGCCUCAGAACAGAACUUCAUGUAUGGCAACCACAUCUACAAAUCAGGACUUUUCCGUAUAUCUGACAACACACCCAAAUAUGCUGGUGUUGUUGUUUAUACUCAUAAUGAUAUUCCUAUGGGAUUUGGUGUUGCAGCAAAAUCAACGUCAGAAUGCAGACAUGCCAACCCAAUGGAUAUUAUAUGUUUCCACCAAGCUGAUAUUGGUGAAUAUAUUAGAAAUGAAGACACUUUAGUGUGAAAAUUUGUGUCGAGUGCUACUCUAAUUAAUAUAGGGAAAGCUGAAUAUAUUAUUACUUGUUUUAUAGUAAAAUCCUUUAUACCACUUUAUCAUUGUUUGAUUCAGGGACCUAAAAAAAGAAAUUGAUGACAGGAAAGUCUUCAGAAUGUCUUCUUACUGUGUAUGAGGGAACAUCUAUUAAAAAUAUUCAAGUAUAUGUGUUGCAACAUACUGAAUAUACAUUUUGUUUAUUUGAAUUUAUACAAAGUACUAUCAACAUACUUUUGGUAUCAGUUUAUCAUUUUUCUGUUAGAUACAUAUUCAUGAUCAUCACUACAUUUUUAAUAAAAGUUAAAAGAG
Penaeus vannamei (Pacific white shrimp) is the source of this 956-nucleotide messenger RNA. Its product is annotated as 60S ribosome subunit biogenesis protein NIP7 homolog. Gene Ontology annotation, cellular component: nucleus; preribosome, large subunit precursor; nucleolus. Gene Ontology annotation, biological process: ribosomal large subunit biogenesis; ribosome assembly. The record is from RefSeq and is a predicted model, not a curated record. Gene Ontology annotation, molecular function: RNA binding. Lineage: Eukaryota; Metazoa; Arthropoda; Malacostraca; Decapoda; Penaeidae.